AUUGGCUCCUCAGGCACGCGCUGAGGUUGCCGUGGAGACCUGGCGCCUGGGCCCGGGGCUCAUGGCGCUCUACGUGCUCUUCUCGCACCCGGCCGAGCGUGGCUACCGCGCCGGCCUUUGCUCCAAGGCCGCGUUCUUCCUGCUGCUGGCCGCCACGCUCACCUACAUCCCCCCGCUGCUGGUGGCCUUCCGCAGCCACGGGUUUUGGCUGAAGCGCAGCAGCUACGAGGAGCAGCCGAGCGUGCGCUUCCAGCACCAGGUGCUGCUCGUGGCCCUGCUGGGGCCGGAGCCCGGAGCCUUCCUCGCCUGGAGCACGUUCCCCGCCUUCAACCGGCUGCUGGGGCAUCAUCUGCGCGUCCCGCUCGUUUCGACUAGAGAAGAAGACAGGAACCAGGAUGGGAAGAUGGACAUGUUGCAUUUUCGACUUGAACUUCCCCUGCAGUCCACAGAGCACAUUCUUGGCAUACAACUCAUCCUGACCUUCUCCUAUGAACUGCACAGGAUGUCAACAUUCGUGAUGCAGAGCAUGGCAUUUCUCCAGUCCUCCUUUGCCGUUCCCGGGUCACAGUUACAUGUGAAUGGUGACCUGAGGUUGCAACAGAAGCAGCCCCUGAGCUACAGUGGCCUAGAUGUCCGAUACAACGUGUCUGUGAUUAAUGGGACCAGUCCUUUUGCUCAUGACUAUGACCUCACUCGAAUUGUUGCUGCCUACCAGGAAAGAAAUGUUACCACAGUCCUGAGUGAUCCCAACCCUAUCUGGCUGGUGGGCAGGGCUGCCGAAGCACCAUUUGUCAUCAAUGCUGUCGUCCGCUAUCCUGUGGAAGUCAUUUCCUAUCAACCAGGCUUCUGGGAGAUGAUAAAGUUUGCCUGGAUACAGUACGUCAGCAUCCUGCUCAUCUUCCUAUGGGUAUUUGAAAGAAUCAAAAUAUUCGUGUUUCAGAAUCAGGUAGUGACCACCAUCCCUGUGUCUGUGCCCCGGGGAGAAGUGAGUAAGGAGCACUUAUCCUGACACCAUUCCUGGAGACUUCGGGGGACCGUGGCUACUUCAUUGUUGUCUUCUGAGACCUGCCAUCUUACAACAUUCCUGAAAAGAGCCCACCGGACAUUCACGGCUUGUGUGUCUUCCCCUCAGAGACAAAGAACACUUCUUUCCAACUUUGAGCUCCUCAAGUCCUGUAUCUUCUAAGCACCCAGGAAAUCUUCAGGCACUAGUUGUGGGAAGGUCACAGGGGUCCUAGAGGCUAUAAUUUGAUUGUUUUUGUUUUGGCUUUGGUCUUGAAUUUCAGGAGAAAAUUACAGUCAGUUCAGAAACCCUGGAAAGAGUCCCAUCUCUAGUCAAGCAAGGACUUUUCCUCUUUUGAACUAGGAAACACUGUGUACCCUUCCCCUAUUGUAAGCCACUCUUUAUCCUUCUGAGGGCUCCCAUGAGAAAUAUGCAAAUCCCUAGUACUUUCUACUCCUGGGUAUCUACAAUUCCCGUUCAGAGGUUUGAUUUCCAUAACUGAGGCCUUUAACUGGAGAACUGAGGGGGGUGGGGCCUAAGUACAAGUGUGUGAGGGUGGGUGACUUAAGGGCAGGAGGACCAGGCACCUGCCCUCAAUCUAACAGACGGGUCUGUCAUCAGCUCAGCUCAACAGCCCUCUGUCCCUACCUUACAGUGUUGGCGCCAUGCCCUGCCUCUUGCCCUCUCUCUGUGCCCUGGGGAUGGCAGGCUAAAGUCAGAAGUGCUGUUUCAUUCAGUCCCCUCAGCAGCAGUGGGGGUGCCGAGCUUCUAACAACAGGCUCUUUCUCUCUGGCCCUCACCCAACAGCCUGGACACUUGCCACUUCUCCUCCUUGACUGCCCUCCCCCUUUCUGAAAGGAUGUGGAUGACAGAAGGGUUGUUGUUGGUAUUGGCUCCCACUGCCUGACAACCACAGGGUUUAUUUGGAGGGCUAGCUGGAAACCCAGUUACUUGCAUUUCCCUUGACUAAGGAACAGGGUGCCCAGCAUAGGAGUGGCUCUGGGGAAGACACAAGGAGCAGAGAAUGAAGAAGUUGCUAAACAAAGCAUCCAAUCCAGCCUGGCCAUUACCAGAAUGACAGGCAGUCCAGCCAUAAAGCCCUGUAGGCUCAGCAAGUGUCUACAGAAGCCAUGGCCAGGCUGAGCCACUACUGUGCACAGAAAACUGUUUACUUGGCCUCCUUCUCAUCAGAGCAGUUGUGCAGUCUCAAAGGUCUGCCGUAUGACCCUCUCCAUGUCAUUAGCACUGGAAGGACAUAACUCUCCUUGUGGCCUAUGCUCAUGUCAACCCACAAACACUCCUCAGCGUGUGUCUGAUUUCCAGAGCAUGUUUCCAUCAGAUUGAGCAAAAUAAGAGCGGGCAGCAAAGCUAAUUUCAAGGAUUCAAUCACAAAAUUUCCCUAAUACCCAUUCCUGUGACUUAAUAUUUACAGUUGUUUACAUACCUUAGUGGUUUUUCUGGAGAUUUAAAUGAAAAAUUGUUUCUAGUUCAGAUUUCAAAACAGUUAUGAGAAGACUGGGAAUGUGGUUCAGUUGGUAGAGUGCUUACCUAGCACUCUGGACUUAGUCCCCAGCACUGCAUAAACCUGCGUGGUGGCACAUGCCUAUAAUCCCAGCUCUCAGGAGGUGGAGGCGGGAGGAUGCAAAAUUCAAGGCCGUCCUGGAGUCCAAGGCCAGCCUUGUGUUCCUGAGAUCCUGCUCGAAGUAAAAAAGGUAAUGAGAAGUGGAAAGAUGACCAAAGAUACUGCUUUGGAUUCUAUUAAAUUAUUUUGUGCAAAAUUUAUGCAGAGGACCCAUGACGUUUUAUAACUUUCUAAUUAAAAUGUUCAGACAGGAAA
This is a messenger RNA of Nannospalax galili (Upper Galilee mountains blind mole rat), 2840 nucleotides long. It is a transcript of the gene Tmem231, whose product is annotated as transmembrane protein 231. The coding region runs from base 62 to 1009 and encodes 315 amino acids. Gene Ontology annotation, cellular component: ciliary membrane; ciliary transition zone. The transcript is spliced from 7 exons. Gene Ontology annotation, biological process: regulation of protein localization; cilium assembly. Lineage: Eukaryota; Metazoa; Chordata; Mammalia; Rodentia; Spalacidae. The record is from RefSeq and is a predicted model, not a curated record.